Kogia breviceps (pygmy sperm whale) is the source of this 1012-nucleotide messenger RNA. RefSeq names its product transmembrane protein 50A (gene TMEM50A). The record is from RefSeq and is a predicted model, not a curated record. Lineage: Eukaryota; Metazoa; Chordata; Mammalia; Artiodactyla; Physeteridae. Gene Ontology annotation, biological process: late endosome to vacuole transport via multivesicular body sorting pathway; protein targeting to vacuole.
CGCAACCGAGCUCCUGGGGCGGUGCUGCUCAAUCCGGGUAUCCGGCGGUCUGUGGCUGUUUUGUUUUCUUGGCUAGAACUGGGAAAGUGAGGCGGCCCGGCGCGGCGCGACACCGGGCUCUGGACCGACUGCACGCGCGGGGCUGGACUGACCUGAAAAAAAUGUCUGGAUUUCUAGAAGGCUUGAGAUGCUCAGAAUGCAUUGAUUGGGGGGAAAAGCGCAAUACUAUUGCUUCCAUUGCUGCUGGCAUCCUAUUUUUUACAGGCUGGUGGAUUAUCAUAGAUGCAGCUGUCAUUUAUCCCCACAUGAAAGAGUUCAACCACUCCUACCAUGCCUGUGGUGUUAUAGCAACCAUAGCCUUCCUAAUGAUUAAUGCAGUAUCGAAUGGACAAGUACGAGGUGAUAGUUACAGUGAAGGUUGCCUGGGUCAAACAGGUGCUCGCAUUUGGCUGUUCAUUGGUUUCAUGUUGGCCUUUGGCUCUCUGAUCGCAUCUAUGUGGAUUCUUUUUGGAGGGUAUGUUGCUAAAGAAAAGGCCAUAGUAUACCCUGGAAUUGCUGUAUUUUUCCAAAAUGCCUUCAUCUUUUUUGGAGGACUCAUUUUUAAGUUUGGCCGCACUGAAGACUUGUGGCAGUGAAAACAUCUGAUUUAUUACUGCAGAGAAGUCCUGCAUGGGUUUGGUUUUUUUUUUUCACUACUCACUCCCAGUCUUUUGUAAUGCCAUUUUCUAAACUUCUUUCUGAGUGUAGUCUCAACUUAAAUUUGUAUAAUACUAAAAUCAUGAGAACUCCCUAUUUAAACAACAACAACAGCAAAAUCUAUUGUGGUAUGCGUUUGAUUAACUCGUAAAAUGUUAAAGAAAAAUAUUUCACAUGAGAAAUUUUUUUUACGUUUUAUCAUGGUAUAAUUUGUAAAAAUAAAAAUAAAUCACAAAAGAAAUUAUGGAAGCAUCUUAUAUGAGUAUUUGUCAUAUCCAAGGUACAAAACUGCAGUUAAAGUGCUCAGAAGAUUUAA